AUCAUAAACCCUAAACUCCCAGUUUUAAGGCCUCCACCAUUUCCAGUUUCCCGCAAACCCUGAACAAAACCCUAAAUUCGCCUCUCUUCAAGAAACCUCAUCAAUGGCGGACGUCGAAAUUCCUCGUUCCGAGAAGAAGAAGAAGAAGAGUUCCACCAAAACGACGGAUUCCGAACCCCAAGCCGAAACUGAUACUACGGAAUUCUUUAUCAAACCCCAAUCUGUCACCCCAAAAACCGAUUCUUCACAGUGGCCAAUCCUCCUAAAAAACUACGAUCGUCUCAAUGUAAGAACAGCUCAUUUCACACCAAUUCCAGCAGGUUAUUCUCCAUUAACUCGUCCUAUUGUUGAAUACAUAAGGUAUGGAAUUCUUAAUUUAGAUAAACCUGCAAAUCCAUCUUCUCAUGAAGUUGUUGCUUGGAUUAAAAGGAUUUUAAGGGUUGAAAAAACGGGUCAUUCAGGUACGUUAGACCCAAAAGUUACUGGAAAUUUAAUUGUUUGUAUUGAAAGAGCAACUCGUUUAGUUAAAUCUCAACAAGGUGCUGGAAAGGAGUAUGUUUGCAUUGCUAGAUUACAUUCUGCUGUUCCUGACGUUGCUAAAGUUUCUAGAGCAUUAGAAACUUUAACUGGGUCUUGUUUUCAAAGACCACCGUUGAUAUCUGCUGUUAAAAGACAACUUAGAAUAAGGACAAUUUAUGAAAGUAAGUUGCUUGAAUACGAUGCUGAUAAACAUUUGGUUGUUUUUUGGAUUAGUUGUGAGGCGGGUACUUAUGUUAGGACAUUAUGUGUUCAUUUAGGGUUGUUGUUGGGUGUUGGUGGACAUAUGCAAGAGCUUAGGAGAGUGAGGUCUGGGAUAUUAGGUGAGAAGGAUAAUAUGGUGACAAUGCAUGAUGUGAUGGAUGCUCAAUGGAUGUAUGAUAAUUUUAGGGAUGAGAGUUAUUUGAGGCGAGUUAUUAUGCCUUUAGAGGUUGUUUUGACUAGUUAUAAGAGGCUUGUUGUGAAGGAUACAACUGUGAAUGCGAUCUGUUAUGGUGCGAAGUUGAUGAUUCCAGGGUUGCUUAGAUUUGAGAAUGAUAUUGAUGUAGGUAAUGAGGUUGUUUUGAUGACUACUAAAGGGGAGGCGAUUGCGUUGGGGAUUGCGGAGAUGACUACGGCUGUUAUGGCUACUUGUGAUCACGGGGUGGUUGCGAAGAUUAAGAGGGUGAUAAUGGAUAGAGAUACUUAUCCAAGGAAAUGGGGGCUUGGGCCAAGGGCUUCGAUGAAGAAGAAGUUGAUUGCUUCAGGGAUGUUGGAUAAGCAUGGAAAACCAAAUGAGAAGACUCCGGCUGAAUGGAUGAGAAAUGUUCCGAUUGUUUCUGAUGCUAUGAUUGCUGGUAUUGCUGCUUCAGCUGAGCCUGUGACAAGUGUGGAAGUGGUGGAGGAGAAGAAGGAGAAGAAACAUAAAAGGAAAUUGGAGGAAGUUGAUGCUAGCCCUGCCACCGAUGGUGUGAAGAAGUUGAAAGUUAAAGAGGAGGAAGUUGUGGAGGUGAAAGAAAAAGUGAAGGUGAAGGGCGAAGAGGUUGAAGUUGAGAAAUCCGAGAAGAAAGAGAAGAAAAAGAAGAAGAAAGAAGCAGAAGAAGCUGCUUCUCCUGAUGUAGAGAAAUCAAAGUCCAAGAAGGAUAAGAAAAAGAAGGAGAAAGCCGAGUCUUUAGAUGAGGAGAAGUCCGAGAAGAAGAAAAAGAAGAAGAGCAAGGAUGUUGAAAAUGGUCUUGCAGAUGCUGAGGAGGAACACCGAAGUGAAAAGAAGGAGAAGAAGGAUAAGAAGAAAAAGAAGGAUAAAGAUGCUGCCGAAGAAUAAAGGAGUAGUCUCCUUGUUGAUUCUAUAGCUUGAUAGGAAAUCGCAGUUAGAAUUUGUAUGCUGUUGUUCUCUUUAGUUCUCCGAAGCUGGUUGAUUUUGUACUCUCUGAAUGUUUUUUUUGCGGAUCUAUGUUGAAGCUUUAGAGUUCUAUUCACUUGGCUCUCUGUCAAUCCUUUGGCCUUGAGUUGGGAUUUCUUUACUUGUUUAGGUCGGUCGUACCAAUGGUUGAUCCCCGUAAUCUUAUGGUUAGAGGUUCAACUUCGCGACCAUCAAUACACCAGGGUAGCUUGGUGAAUAUUAGCUUUCUUUACUAGUUGAAAUGAUAAUUUUGGAUUUUCUUCAUGCUCCCUUGUACUAGUACUUUGAAGUAAUGGAUAAAAAUUUUUGAAUUUGGUGUGCUUGAUGAGAUACUUGAAGCAAGUUGCCCUGAUCAUCUUCACUUCAUUGUUACAUAAGUAGGUUUCUGGCUUGAGCUUGUCGUGUUCAUUACGUUGGUGAUAUAAGCUCAAGGUGAAGACAGUUGCUUAUAUAUAGGCUUUUGAACUGAGUUUGCUGGAUGCAGAUAGAGAUGAACUGAGCUUGGUUAUCUCCUUAUGGUCUUGUACUCUUGUAUUGGUUGUGAUGCCUGUACUUCAUAUACUGUUUCAAUUUGUGUUUUCAUCUGUUAUUGUAUGCUGCCCGCCUGUGCUAUUUGCACUAUGUACUUGUUUCAUUUUAUGUUGGCCAUUUUUGAAGUUAUUAUUUGUUCUUUCUUGGGUUAUUUGUUGGCACUUGGCAGCAGCUUGAUGAAAAACUUAACCCAAAAUAAGUGAAGAACCAAAAUAUCUACUUUGUCA
This is a messenger RNA of Amaranthus tricolor (Joseph's coat), 2673 nucleotides long. Its product is annotated as H/ACA ribonucleoprotein complex subunit 4. NCBI's taxonomy places the organism in Eukaryota, Viridiplantae, Streptophyta, Magnoliopsida, Caryophyllales, Amaranthaceae. The transcript has a single exon. The coding region runs from base 104 to 1837 and encodes 577 amino acids. Gene Ontology annotation, cellular component: box H/ACA snoRNP complex. Gene Ontology annotation, molecular function: pseudouridine synthase activity; RNA binding. The record is from RefSeq and is a predicted model, not a curated record. Gene Ontology annotation, biological process: snRNA pseudouridine synthesis; mRNA pseudouridine synthesis; rRNA pseudouridine synthesis.